UCCGCCUGCCUGAGUCACGGCUGGAGCUGGGGAGGAGCCGGGAAGGGAGGCCCCGGCCCAGAGCGCAGCCGGCGGCCGCGGGGACAGCAAGCAGGGCAGGGCGGUCGGGGCUCAUGGGGGAGAGCGCUCUGCAGCCGGGGCCUGGGCCUGGGCCCGCCGCGCCGGCGGGGGGCCCGGUGCACGCCGUGACGGUGGUGACGCUGCUGGAGAAGCUGGCCACCAUGCUGGAGGCCCUGCGCGAGCGGCAGGGGGGCCUGGCCCGGAGGCAGGGCGGCCUGGCGGGCUCGGUGCGCCGCAUCCAGAGCGGCCUGGGCGCGCUGAGCCGCAGCCACGACACGACGAGCGACGCGCUGGCGCAGCUGCUGGCCAAGGCGGAGCGCGUGGGCUCGCACGCGGAUGCCGCCCAGGAGCGCGCCGUGCGCCGCGCCGCCCAGGUGCAGCGGCUGGAGGCCAACCACGGGCUGCUGGUGGCGCGCGGGAAGCUCCACGUUCUGCUCUUCAAGGACGAGGCUGAAAUCCCAGCCAGCGCCUUCCACAAGGGGCCCGAGCCCUUGGGCGCGGCAGACCAGUCGGAGCCCGCCCCAGAGCAGCCGGAGGCCGCAGCCGGGGAGAGCUCGGACGAGGAGCCGGUGGAGUCCCGGGCCCGGCGGCUGCGGCGCACCGGGUUGCAGAAGGUACAGAGCCUGCGAAGGGCCUUGUCCGGCCGCAGAGGCCCGGCAGCGCCGACACCCACGCCGGUCAAGCCGCCCCGCCUUGGGCCCGGCCGGAGCGCUGACGGCCAGCCCGCGGAGGCCGGGCCUGCGCUGGAGCCCAAGCCGGAGUCAGAACCCCCACAGGACACCAAGGAAGAUCCUGGGAGACCUGGGGCUGCCGAAGAAGCCGCAGUGCUUCAAAUAGAGAGUGCAGCCUGAUGGCUGGUGCUGGCCGCCUCUCCUGUGCCUAUCUAUGCCUAACCCCAAAAGAAAUCUCCCUCUCAGAAUGCAGCAUUCACGCCCAAAUAAGGAGUGAAUCCUGCAUCCACAGCCCACCUCUGGCCUGCCUCUCCCAGUUCCUUCAGGCUGGCCUGUGUCCUCUGAAAGAGGAGCACCACUCACACCUGCUUGCAGUCACCGUCAAUAAAAGUAAUGUCACCUAA
Messenger RNA from Nyctereutes procyonoides (raccoon dog), 1135 nucleotides. RefSeq names its product caveolae associated protein 3 (gene CAVIN3). Gene Ontology annotation, cellular component: cytoplasm; caveola. The record is from RefSeq and is a predicted model, not a curated record. The coding region runs from base 114 to 911 and encodes 265 amino acids. Gene Ontology annotation, molecular function: protein kinase C binding. The transcript has 2 exons. Lineage: Eukaryota; Metazoa; Chordata; Mammalia; Carnivora; Canidae.